Mesorhabditis belari is the source of this 318-nucleotide messenger RNA. NCBI's taxonomy places the organism in Eukaryota, Metazoa, Nematoda, Chromadorea, Rhabditida, Rhabditidae. The record is from the annotation of a GenBank genome assembly.
AUGCAAAUGGCCCAGCUGCUCCAUCGGGUGAGCGAAGCUUUUCAGGAAGAUCAACAAAAACAUUUAGCUGAGGAUGAAGAAAAUGCGGAAGUUGCAGGAACAAAUGCGGAAGAUCCUUUGAUAGCACGGGAUGUGGAAGCAGCCGCUGAUGCAAAUGCUUCGUCCCCACUUACAAAAGAUGAAUUUGCGACGGAGAGGGAAUGUUUGAAAUACAUCAACAACUUGAUGAGUUCCAUUCUGAGAGUGAAAACCAUUGUGAAGCUGCGUGACAAGCAUUUGGCACGUCUAAUUGUUCACGCUUUCUACAGGAGACAACCU